UCUGAAUUUUAACAUAAAGGUGUGCCUCCCAAGCAGAUUUGGUCUCUCCACCCACGACAGGGGGGAACGCAGCGUUGGCUGCGUCUGAUGUAGUGUGACUGAGUUUUACCUCCCUGGAGUGGUUUUGUGUACUGUUAUGUGUUUUUGAUGAAUUUUGACUGCUUGGUGCAGCGGAGAGUCUGAAUUUUAACAUAAAGGGGUGCCUCCCAAGCAGAUUUGGUCUCUCCACCCACGACAGGGGGGAACGCAGCGUUGGCUGCGUCUGAUGUAGUGUGAGUUUUACCUCCCUGUAGUGGUUCUGUGUACUGUUAUGUGUUUUUGAUGAAUUUUGACUGCUUGGUGUAGUAAAGAGACAACUUGAAUUUUAACAUAAAGGGGUGCCUCCCAAGCAGAUUUUGUCUCUUCAUCCAUACAGGGACGCGAAGGGUGACGUGGCAAAGGCUGCGUCUGUGCGUAACUUAAGUCUUACCUCCCUGUAGUGGUACUGAACCCUUCACACACACAAACAUGAGUGAACACUCUGAAAACUCUAGUAUAAAAGAUAAAGCUGCAUUCAUUGCUUUGUUAGCAAAACACAAUGCUAAGCCCUCCCCAGCUGGGGAAGAAUGGGCUCAAAAUAAUUGGUUUAACCUGGAAAAUGUAACUGAUAGAAUUUGCUCCCUGCAACAUGAGGCAAAAUUCAAAUUUGGCCGUAAUAAAACCAUAAUUUGUUCUGUAUUGGGAGCUUGCCUUACAUCAGCUGUAGAGGCUCGCACGAGACGAAGGCAGGAAGAAAAUGCAAUUAUUGAAUCCCUACAAAAUUUAGUUGAAAGUUUGCAAAAUGAAAAUAAUUUGUUACGAACUGCUCUGAGUGAGGAGUGUGCCAAAAAUUCACAGUGUGCUGAUUCCUUUAAGGAGUCGCUGGAAAAAGAAACUCCUCAGAUAAAUCACAAAUAUUCUCAAGCAGAAUUACAUUUGGUAAAAAAUUGUGGUGAAAACUGUUGCUCACAAAUGAGACCUUUGAUUAAAACAGAAUAUAACUAUAUCAAUGAUGAAGAUCUUGAUCCACAUGUAACCACUAAAGAAAUCCCGUACACUGCUACUGAAUUGGCUAAGUUAAAAAAGGAGUACGAGCAUCUCCCUCACGAGUCAGAGACAGAAUACGUAUUUCGAGUGUCUCUCACAGGGGGAGAUCAAAUUCGAUUAUCUGAACAAGAAGCAAGUGGUUACUGGGGACAUGGUGUUUUCUUAACAACAGGAGAUAACCGCAACCCAUGGUCCCUAACCCAGCAAGCUGCAUAUUGGGCAGGGGGACUUAACCCCCUGGAAAGGGGAGAUCCUGUAGCUUUGACCAGCUCUCCAGACCAAAUUUUAGAAAAUAUUUAUAAAGCAUCUUAUUUGCAACUGAUUCAUGAAAGAAAAUUAAUUGCUGGCUAUGAAUCACCAAUGUUGUUACCUGUGAAAGCUGAAAUUAUGACCCCUUUAAUUUGUGGUCUUCCAGAAUCACUGAAACCUACAGCAAUUCUCCUCCAAACAACCAUAGAUGAUAUCCUUGUGGGAGGAGAUGAAAAAGAAGUAAUAAAAAAUAAAGAUGCUGAAAAGAGGUACACUACCUGGGAAAAGGGACUGUUGGUAGUUAAUCCAGCUCUCAUAGAAGUAGAAAAAAUUACACAACAACAACCAAUUGCAUUAAAAGGCCCUUUUGAAAUUACUAAGACAACCACUACUGGGACUCUCCACCCUGACGGGGUGGCCCAGAGGGCCUCAGUGAGAAAGUGGUAUGCCCAGAUUGAACAUGACUCUAACAUCUUCUCAAUAACAGAAGAAGCUGUAAAAAAUCAGGUGAUACAAAAAACUGAGAGCUUAAGUAGCAGCCAUGACAAACCUGACUUGAUAAUUAAAGAAACCUCUCUUAACAUAAAAACAGAAAAGG
Molecule: messenger RNA, 1912 nt
Organism: Cyanistes caeruleus (blue tit)
Lineage: Eukaryota; Metazoa; Chordata; Aves; Passeriformes; Paridae
Source: RefSeq, a predicted model, not a curated record